AAGCAAGGGGGCGUAUGCGGCAGUGUCCUGAUGAGCUCACUCCCGCACCGAAACAGACGACGUAGGGAAAAGAUAAACACGGCAAUCGACAGAAUACGGAAUUCGGCAUUAUCUUUAACGCGUUUGCUGCUUUAUCUGCGAGCCGAGCGCGAGUCAGGUCUGACGAGCUGUGCUGAAAAAUCCGCUAUUACGGCGGGGCCAAGCAAGAAAAUGGCCAUGGGGGACGAUUCUCCUGUGGUGUCCCUCAUUCUGCCAGUGCUAAUCAGGCCUAUUUUGGCCCAGCUGGAGAAGAGGGACCUUGUGGCCUCUCAAACUCUGAGGGCGGCUCUCAGCAAAACAGAAGCGUCCCAUCCAGGGUUCACUUACAAUUUAGUCAAAGGCAUCAUGAGGAGAGGCGAUUUCAGUGUCAAUAUGAAUGAAAGCAUUCUGCGAUUGCAAGGGGCGAGCACUGAAACUGAUGUUGAAUACAGACUGAGCCGUUCAGAAGACUCUUUUCAAGAGCUCAACAAAAAGUCUGCAUCCCUGAAGAAAAUCCUCAGCAGAAUUCCUGAUGAGAUCACUGACAGAAAGACGUUUCUGGAAACAAUCAAGGAAAUCGCCAGUGCCAUUAAGAAAUUGUUGGAUGCUGUCAAUGAAGUUGCGUCAUACCUUCCUGGACCUGCAGCAAAGCAGGCGCUAGAGCAGAGGAAGCGGGAGUUUGUCAAGUUUUCGAAGCGCUUUAGCAAUACCUUGAAAGAAUACUUCAAGGAAGGAGAUGCCAACUCCGUUUUUGUGAGCGCGCUCUACCUGAUCCACCAAACCAACAUGAUCAUGGCCACAGUCAAGGAUAAAUGCGAAUAGGCUCAGCCGAAGCAAUAACCCACUGAGGGAAAAUGUUUGUCGUUUGUUUCUCCCUGGGCCUUGUGGCCACGAUAGCCGCUUUUUUUAAUUUAUGAAAAAAUCGUAAUCAAACUGUCCCGCUAACAUUGAGUAUUUUAGAUGAUAAUUAUAAACAUCAGAAUUGAUACUUGAUAGUGCGCCCCUUCAUCUAUUUUACGAUACCACCAAAUGAGACGACCGAGUCUUUCAUCCUUAAUUGUUAGCUAGUACCUGUUGAAUGGAUAAUUACUGAUCGGCCUUCCUGUUGCUUGAUUGGUAAUCAAAUCCCUUGCAUCUGCUUGAGAUGGUGAUUUACAAGUUCAUAGUUAGAAGGCCUCUUUGUAAAAAAUAUUUAUUCUGCGCGAAGAUAAACCAAAUAACUACUACAAAGAAAAAAUUUGUACAUACAAGCUGUAGGCUCCACUGUUCAAAAUUAAUUAUUUUUAAGCACACGAGUGAUAUGGUUGUUGUAUUUUACUGUUAAAACUGGGUCUAAAUUGUAAAGCAUACAUUCCUUACUAUGGUAAUAUGUGAAUAAAAUGGUGUUGGUUUUUAACUCAAUAAAAUUUAAAUUUCUUACAAAGCGGAAA
Messenger RNA from Cloeon dipterum, 1448 nucleotides. RefSeq names its product programmed cell death protein 10 Ccm3 (gene Ccm3). Gene Ontology annotation, biological process: regulation of Golgi organization; positive regulation of MAP kinase activity. Gene Ontology annotation, molecular function: protein kinase binding. NCBI's taxonomy places the organism in Eukaryota, Metazoa, Arthropoda, Insecta, Ephemeroptera, Baetidae. The record is from RefSeq and is a predicted model, not a curated record. The transcript is spliced from 5 exons. Bases 31 to 840 code for a protein of 269 amino acids. Gene Ontology annotation, cellular component: FAR/SIP/STRIPAK complex.